This is a messenger RNA of Daucus carota subsp. sativus, 1303 nucleotides long. RefSeq names its product short-chain dehydrogenase TIC 32 B, chloroplastic. The transcript is spliced from 8 exons. The record is from RefSeq and is a predicted model, not a curated record. Bases 1 to 1068 code for a protein of 355 amino acids. Lineage: Eukaryota; Viridiplantae; Streptophyta; Magnoliopsida; Apiales; Apiaceae.
AUGACAAUCUAUAUCAUGGUCCACAGAGUAGCUGAUCAUAGCUGCAUAAUAUCUGCAAUUCUGUUAAAUCUACAGAUUUGCAUUAGGAUUUUAUGUAGUUUGUGCAUGUAUGUUGCUGGAAUAAUCUCGAAAACGAUGUCACUUGGAGUUCAAGUGUGUGAGAUGGUGAAGGAGACUGUUAAGUACUUGGCAGGAGUUGCAGGUCUGAGUGGUUAUGGCUCUAGCACAACUGCAGAGCAAGUGGUGGCACAAGAAUUCCGGUCUUGCUCUCGUCUUACUGCGAUUAUUACUGGAGCAACGUCUGGGAUCGGAGCAGAGACAGCAAGAGUGUUAGCCAUGACAGGGGUGAGAAUUGUGAUUCCAGCUAGAGACUUGAAAAAGGGUUAUCAGGUUAAAGAAAGGAUACUAAAGGAGAAUCCAGAAGCUGAGAUUAUCUUGCUGGAGAUUGAUUUGGGCUCCUUUUCCUCUAUCCAGCGAUUUUGUUCGCAGUUUCUGUCGCUAAAUUUGCCCCUCAACAUCCUAAUAAACAAUGCUGGCAAAUUCGCAAAUAAAAUGGAGCUGUCUGAAGAAAAAGUUGAAAUGACUUUCGCGACCAAUUAUCUGGGACAUUUUUUGCUAACGGAAUUGCUGCUGGAGAAAAUGGCAGAGACAGCAGCAGAGACAGGGAUGCAGGGAAGAAUAGUAAAUGUUUCAUCUGUGAUUCAUAGCUGGGCCAAAGGACACCACUUCAAAUUCAACCAAAUGUUACAGCCAAGCAAUUAUAACAGCACUCGUGCAUAUGCUCAAUCAAAACUGGCUAAUAUAUUGCACGCAAAGGAACUGGCAAGACAAAUGAAGUUGAGGAAAGUGAAUGUCACUGUGAAUGCAGUACAUCCGGGCAUCGUCAAGACUGGGAUUAUCAGAGAUCAUAAAGGCUUCAUUACAGAUACUCUCUUCUUCGUGGCUUCAAGAUUUUUAAAGUCGAUACCACAGUGUGUAUUACUGUCACAAGGGUGCAUCUACCACAUGCUAUGUUGCUACAAGUCCACAGGUGGAGGGAGUAAGUGGGAGAUAUUAUGCAGACUGUAAUGAGAUGCAGUGUUCAUUACCUGCAAAUGAUGAUGCUCAAGCACUUGACCUCUGGAGGCAAACUCAUGCUUUCAUCCGCCAACGAUUGCGGCGAUAACAGAGAGAACUUAAACAAUCUGCUUGAUUGAAAGCACAUUUUACAUUGGUAGCUAAAAUGUAAAUACAUCUGUAUCGGUGUAUAUAACUAUCUUUGAUUAAUUCAGCAAAUAAUCUAAGCAGUACACAUAUUGAUUAA